Messenger RNA from Orussus abietinus, 782 nucleotides. Its product is annotated as transmembrane protein 222. The coding region runs from base 160 to 723 and encodes 187 amino acids. NCBI's taxonomy places the organism in Eukaryota, Metazoa, Arthropoda, Insecta, Hymenoptera, Orussidae. The transcript has 4 exons. The record is from RefSeq and is a predicted model, not a curated record.
UGAGUAAUCUCCCAACUCAUCUCUGCCACGCAUUUUAAGCAAUCGUUUGGUUUCUAAGAGACGACAGAAUGGUCGGAAUUCAUUGGUAAUAAAUGAUAAUAACAACAAAAAUGAUGAACACGGAUGUUGAGGGGAAUGUCUAGAAGAAAAAUGUGAUGCAUGUUCCUCUCCUUUACUAUGAAAGGCGAAAUUUUGAUGCAGUCAACCGAAGUGUCAAAUACUUCACCAAUGGAUCUAAACAUUGAUCCAGAAAAGCAGAGAUUUCCGUUCUGUAUUGUCUGGACUCCAAUUCCUAUACUAUCAUAUUUGAUUCCCCUCUUGGGACACAUUGGCAUAGCAACGUCCUCUGGGAUUAUCCGAGACUUUGCAGGACCAUAUGUAGUACAAGAAGAUAAUAUGGCUUUUGGGCAGCCUACAAAGUAUUGGCAGUUAAAACAUACCUCUGUUAGUGGCAGUGCUCAAGCAUGGGAUGCUGCCAUUAGUGAGGCUGCUGAAGUUUAUAAGACGAGAAUGCACAACCUAUGUUGUGAUAACUGUCAUUCUUUUGUGGCUUUGGCACUGAACUUAAUGAAUUAUAACAAUUCGAGGACUUGGAAUAUGUGCAGUGUGGGAUUAUCUAUGACGAUACAUGGAAAACACAUUGGGCUAGCUGGGUUCCUAAAGACCUGGUUACCAUUUGUUGUAAUUGUCAUGGGCCUUUUCAUACUAUUUAACUUAAUUUAAGUUUAAAUGAAAAUAGGUAAUUUCAUGCUUUCUCAAUAUAAUAUCAAGAAAAAUAAUGU